Messenger RNA from Saimiri boliviensis boliviensis (Bolivian squirrel monkey), 2722 nucleotides. RefSeq names its product AKT serine/threonine kinase 1 (gene AKT1). Gene Ontology annotation, biological process: protein phosphorylation. Lineage: Eukaryota; Metazoa; Chordata; Mammalia; Primates; Cebidae. Gene Ontology annotation, molecular function: ATP binding; protein serine/threonine kinase activity. The record is from RefSeq and is a predicted model, not a curated record.
GGCGGCGGCAGGACCGAGCGCGGCGGGCGGCCGGCCCAGCGCAGCCAGCGCGGCCCGGAGGACGCGAUCAGGCGGCCGAGCACCGAGCGCCGGGCACCGGGCGGCGGCGGCACGCGAGGCCCGGCCUCGAGCAACACCCGCCCGCCGCGGCCUCCAGCCCGGCCCCGCCCAGCCCGGCCCGCGGGGAUGCGGAGCGGCGGGCGCCGGAGGCCGCGGCCCGGCUAGGCCCGCGCUCGCGCCCGGACGCGGCUGCCCGAGGCUGUGGCCAGGUCAGCUGGGCUCGGGGAUCACUGGCCUGAGGAGCGCGGGAGCGUCGAGGGCGCCUCGGGCACCAUGAGCGACGUGGCUAUUGUGAAGGAGGGCUGGCUGCACAAACGAGGGGAGUACAUCAAGACCUGGCGGCCACGUUACUUCCUCCUCAAGAAUGACGGCACCUUCAUUGGCUACAAGGAACGGCCGCAGGACGUGGACCAGCGCGAGGCCCCCCUCAACAACUUCUCUGUGGCACAGUGCCAGCUGAUGAAGACGGAGCGGCCGCGGCCCAACACCUUCAUCAUCCGCUGCCUGCAGUGGACCACCGUCAUCGAGCGCACCUUCCACGUGGAGACGCCUGAGGAGCGGGAGGAGUGGACAACUGCCAUCCAGACGGUGGCCGAUGGACUUAAGAAGCAAGAAGAGGAGAUGAUGGACUUCCGGUCGGGCUCACCCAGUGACAACUCGGGGGCUGAAGAGAUGGAGGUGUCCCUGGCCAAGCCCAGGCACCGUGUGACCAUGAAUGAGUUUGAGUACCUGAAGCUGCUGGGCAAGGGCACUUUUGGGAAGGUGAUCCUGGUGAAGGAGAAGGCCACGGGCCGCUACUAUGCCAUGAAGAUCCUCAAGAAGGAGGUCAUCGUGGCCAAGGACGAGGUGGCCCACACGCUCACGGAGAACCGAGUCCUACAGAACUCCAGGCACCCCUUCCUCACGGCCCUGAAGUAUUCCUUCCAGACCCACGACCGCCUCUGCUUUGUCAUGGAGUACGCCAACGGUGGCGAGCUCUUCUUCCACCUGUCCCGCGAGCGUGUGUUCUCCGAGGACCGGGCCCGCUUCUAUGGCGCCGAGAUCGUGUCAGCCCUGGACUACCUGCACUCGGAGAAGAACGUGGUGUACCGGGACCUCAAGCUGGAGAACCUCAUGCUGGACAAGGAUGGGCACAUCAAGAUCACAGACUUCGGGCUGUGCAAGGAGGGGAUCAAGGACGGUGCCACCAUGAAGACCUUCUGCGGCACUCCUGAGUACCUGGCCCCUGAGGUGCUGGAGGACAAUGACUACGGCCGCGCGGUGGACUGGUGGGGGCUGGGCGUGGUCAUGUACGAGAUGAUGUGUGGCCGCCUGCCCUUCUACAACCAGGACCACGAGAAGCUCUUUGAGCUCAUCCUCAUGGAGGAGAUCCGCUUCCCGCGCACGCUCGGCCCUGAGGCCAAGUCUUUGCUCUCAGGGCUGCUCAAGAAGGACCCCAAGCAGAGGCUUGGUGGGGGCUCUGAGGACGCCAAGGAGAUCAUGCAACACCGCUUCUUUGCUGGCAUCGCGUGGCAGCACGUGUACGAGAAGAAGCUCAGCCCACCCUUCAAGCCCCAGGUCACAUCGGAGACUGACACCAGGUAUUUUGACGAGGAGUUCACAGCCCAGAUGAUCACCAUCACACCACCUGACCAAGACGACAGCAUGGAGUGUGUGGACAGCGAGCGCAGGCCCCACUUCCCCCAGUUCUCCUACUCGGCCAGCGGCACGGCCUGAGGCGGCGGUGGACUGCGCUGGACCACAGUGUGGAGGGAUGGAGAGGCAGCCUCGUGCCAUGAUCUGUAUUUAAUGGUUUUUAUUUCUCGGUGCAUUUGAGAGAAGCCAUGCCGUCCUCCCGAGCCCAGAUGGAAAGACGUUUUGUGCUGUGGGCGGCACCCUCCCUCGCAGCGGGGUAGGGAAGAAAAUUGUCCUGCGGGUUUUAAUUUAUUUCAUCUGAUUUGUUCUCUGGAUGUGGCCUCAGCCCUCAGAACAAUCCAAUUCUGCAGCUAUGCGCGAUGUGGGGUUGGGGGGCCGGGCAGGUCCUGCCGCUGGGUCCCCUCACUCCAUCAGCCAGCCGCACAGGCUGUCACCAGCUAUCAUCUCUCUGUGGCCCUGGGCCUCACUGCAGCCUGGCGGCACCAGACGCAACCUCACUGUGGCAUGCUGGCCGGCACCCUCUCCUGGGAGAGGCAGGCACAUGGCAGCCUCCAGCACCAGGGCUGCGUCUCUGAGGACGCUGGACGCUGGGCCCCCUGGGAUGGGACCAGGGAUGGGAGAUGGGCCAGGGUUUGCUCAGUCGGACAGAGGAGCAAGGUUUCAAUUUGUUACUACGUAUCAUGUUCAAAUGCAUUUUGGGGUUUUUAAUCUUGGUGACAGAAAAGCCCUCCCCCUUCCCCCUUCUGUGUCAUGGUUCUUGGUGACUGUCCCACCGGGAGCUUCCCCUCAGAUGACCUCUCCUCGAUAGCACUUGACCUUUUUGACGCUGAACCUUUCCGCUGUCGCCCCACGCCCGCCCUGACUCGCUCUGAGGGGUGGCCGUCCCUGGGCCCUCCACGCCCCUCCCAGCCGGACGCUGCCGCUGCUGCUGCACCAUGGCGUUUUUUUACGACAUUCAACUUUAGUAUUUUUACUAUUAUAAUAUGAAACUUUCCCUCCAAAUUCUUCAAUAAAAGUUGCUUUUCAA